GAGGAGGGAAGGAAAGAAAGGGACACCUUUAAAAGUUGAGCAAGGAACAAAGUGGGGGAAGUUGCCAAAAAAAGGGCUCUGCGUUCAGGCUCGCUGGUAACUUCCCGCUCCAUCCCCUCCCUCUCGCACACAGCACACACACAUACGCUUGUAUUUUGCGCUGUCGUAAAACCCACGUGUCUUUCCCGGAGUCUGCCAGAGCCCAGCAAAGCGCCCGGGCGCGACUGCGAUGCGCAGCCACGGCAGAGGGAGCCCGGCGGCUCGCAGCUAACCGGCCCCGGCACCUGGGCGAGGAUCGCCCCGCUUCCCCGCGGGCAAAGGCCAGAAAACUCUCUCCUUUCAACACUCCUCCGGCCCUAAGGCUCCCGGGACCGCCCGCAUCUCCCCACGCCGACCGCGCCGCAGCCGCCCGGGCGCGCCCCGGCUCAGGCAGAGCGAUGCUGAAGCCCGGCGAUCCCGGCGGAUCCGCGUUCCUGAAGGUGGAUCCCGCCUAUCUGCAGCACUGGCAGCAGCUCUUCCCGCAGAGCGGCCAGCUCAAGAACAGCGGGGCUCUCGCCCAGCUCCCGCCGCCCGAGAGAGCCGAGCCGCCGGCUGACAACCUUCGCCCGCGCCCGGCCUCCCUCUCCUCCGCCUCCUCCUCCUCUUCCUCCUCCACUCCGUCCUCCUCCUCCACCUCCUCCUGCGUCGCCGCGGCGGCCGCUUCACUGGCCGGCCUGACCUCCCUGCCUGUGACCCAGCUGCCGGCCUUCGGGCCGCUGCAGAGCUCCGAGCCCCCGGCCGGCGGAGCGCCCACUCCCCUGCAGGGCAAGGACUUGUGCGGGGCCGGCGGCGGCGGCCAGUGCGGCGAGCGCCCUGUCACCCGCUUCCGCUGCACGGCCGAGGAGCUGGACUACUACCUGUACGGCCAGCAGCGCAUGGACAUCAUCCCCCUGAACCAGCACACCAGUGACCCCAACAACCGAUGUGACAUGUGUGCCGAUAACCGCAAUGGCGAGUGCCCCAUGCACGGGCCCCUCCACUCCCUGCGCCGUCUGGUGGGCACCAGCAGUGCUGCUGCAGCAGCCCCUCCACCUGAGAUCCCAGAGUGGCUCCGGGACCUGCCCCGGGAAGUCUGCCUGUGCACCAGCACAGUGCCUGGCCUGGCCUACGGCAUUUGUGCGGCACAGCGGAUCCAGCAGGGCACCUGGAUUGGGCCCUUUCAGGGAGUCCUGCUCUUGCCAGAGAAGGUUCAAGCAGGAGUCAUCAGGAACACUCAGCAUCUCUGGGAAAUAUAUGACCAAGAUGGGACACUGCAGCACUUUAUUGAUGGUGGAGAACCCAGUAAGUCAAGCUGGAUGAGGUAUAUCCGAUGUGCAAGGCACUGCGGGGAACAGAACUUAACAGUGGUUCAGUACAGGUCAAAUAUAUUCUACCGGGCUUGUAUAGAUAUCCCCAGGGGCACUGAGCUGUUGGUGUGGUACAAUGAUAGCUACACAUCUUUCUUUGGAAUCCCUCUCCAGUGCAUUGCCCAAGAUGAAAACUUGAAUGUCCCUUCGACUGUAAUGGAGGCCAUGUCCAGACAAGACACCCUACAGCCUUUUAAUAAAAGUAGCAAACUAUCCCCUGCCACUCCACAGCGAUCCAUAGUAUUUCCACAGACUCCGUGUAGCAGAAAUUUUUCUCUCCUGGAUAAGUCUGGGUCCAUCGAGUCAGGAUUUAACCAGAUCAGUGUCAAAAACCAACGAGUUCUUGCAAGCCCAACUUCAACAAGCCAACUAAAUUCUGAGUUCAGUGACUGGCAUCUUUGGAAAUGUGGGCAAUGCUUUAAGACUUUCACCCAGCGGAUCCUCUUACAGAUGCAUGUGUGUACGCAGAACCCUGACAGGCCCUACCAGUGUGGUCACUGCUCCCAGUCUUUCUCCCAACCUUCAGAGCUGAGGAACCACGUAGUUACGCACUCCAGUGACAGGCCUUUCAAGUGUGGCUACUGCGGUCGUGCCUUUGCUGGUGCCACUACACUCAACAAUCACAUCCGGACACACACUGGGGAAAAGCCCUUCAAGUGCGAGAGGUGUGAGAGGAGCUUCACACAAGCCACCCAGCUGAGUCGACACCAGAGGAUGCCCAAUGAGUGCAAGCCAAUAACAGAGAGCACAGAAUCAAUUGAAGUGGAUUAACUGAUUGACUGGUUGGAAUUAAACUGCAAGGAAAGUCAUGAUUAAAUGUCACGGACACUUAAGCAAAACCAAAGAUUUCCUCUGAGCAACUUUCAAUCAGUCCCAGAAAACCAAAAGCAGUAAUAAAAUAAGUAAGAUGUUAAGAGAUAUUGAUCCUGGCAUGGAAGUGAGACCAGGAAAGAGAUUAUUUAUUUAUGACUAGGGAUGAGUCUUAUUUCAAUUGACAAGUUACUUGGGACUGUUAACAUUUCGAGUCCCGCCAUGUAUUGCUUUAAUUCUAAAAGCCUUUAUAAUUGUUAUUUAAUGCCAAAGUGAGGAAUCUCAAGGGUUCUUCUGCCCGUAGUUAUGACUGAGAAUGCACAUGGACUUGUUUAUUCUUGCACCUUUUUUGUAGCAUGACUCAAAGGACCCAGAUGUAAUCCGUGUAUUUGGCUGGGCUGGGCUAAGUUGAUCUUGAUGUGGCUAUAAUAGAAAUUGCUGUGUGGGAUAGGAAGUGAUCAAAAGCUAUAUCUGGGUCAGUGUCAGCCUCCUCAGACCAAAGGGCAUUUCAUUUCCAUAGUCUCAUGCCUCACACUGUGUGCACUUUUUCAUGCAAGUAGUUUCAUUCAACAGCAUUGCAUUUGCAUAGACAUUCUAGGAAAAAAAAAAAAGAAAAAAAGGGGUAAAAAAAAGGAAUGUUGUAUAUCUGCAAAUAUACAUUAUAUAAGGAAGCCAGUAGGAAAACUAUGUUAAACUAAUAGAGGUCUCAAAUUCAGUCUAAUAGCUAUGAAAGACAGAGAUGGUAGAAACUAUUUUAAAUGUUUAAGAUUCCAGUCUAUGUGUAAGUCAUAUUUUGAGGAGCAAAAACCAAGGUGAUGCUUUUUGUUUGGGUAAUUGAUUUAAUGGCUUGCUGAUUACUAGGAAAACUGAUAAGAAAUCCAAGCUGUAGUCCAUUGGCAUUUCUAGUCUGUUGGUUUGGAUCAAAUUGAAAAUGCUCCUGUAUUAGAUGAAACUUUGAACAUACUUGGACUGAGCUUCAAAACAAAAGCUAUAUCUGAACUCAGUUACUUUGUAAAUGGCUUGGAGGCUUCAUAAUAUUCACUUCAUGGAAAUUUGCCUGGUACAGUUGUGAAUGAAAAGAAGCCAAAAUAUUCCCAACACCAAUGUAAAAAGCUCAGAUGUCAUUACGUUGGUUCAAUAUAACAAUUUCCAUAUUGGCUUUUUUCAAGCUUUUAUCCUUGAUGUAUUUCAGAUUUCAUGAUUUUGUCUAACCAAAGAAUGGUUUUCACUUUUAGAGACCAGCAGUGUUUGUUUAUAUAUUGAUUGUCUUAAUGCUAGAGCUGUAGUUUAAUAAAAAUGUAAAAAAGACACAAAAAAAAAAAAAAACAAAACACAAAACAAAACAAAAAAAACCAACAACCAAACCCAAAGCCAACAAGAAGCAAAACCUAAAGAGUUCUGAGGUCAUGCUAUAUCAUAAGGUAAAACUGCAAAAUAAAUUUGUGGAGUUUAUGGGGAUUAAAACAGAUUCAUUCAGUUUUGCACCAAAACUGAAGUGCUGGGUGGCUCAUAAGGGCUCAGUUGAUUAUAUUAAAUAUUUUAAAAGCAUUUAUGGGGAUGAUUUUAAAUAUGUAGAGAUUUAAGUAUCCAAUUCUGUAAAGGGCUAGACAGAAUCAGCUACAAAUUCAGACCAUUUAUGAAUUCUGCAAAAAGCUUAAGCAGAAAAAGAGCAUACAGUAAAAUUCAAAUACAUUUAAAAGGAAUUUAAAUCUAAGGCAUCCUUACUUCAGGAUGUGUGUUUAUUAUAUUGCAGAAACUAUGCUGCAGAAUCUGGAUUUUCCAAAGCCUUGCAGGGAAUUACUUCAGGAGUUACUGUAUUUGUGUUUGGCCAUCAAAAAUGUAAAACAUUGUGGAAAAAAAGAUUUUUUAAAUAAUUUUUUUAACAAGGACCACAUUAUGUCAUAAAGAGGCUUUGGCCCCGGGAGUUUUUCAGCUCUGUUUCUCAGUACAGAGAUACAGGGAGUGAACAAUUCAGUUGCCACUUGCCUGAUUUUAUCCUCCAAGCUAUGAGAUUCUUAGCUACUAUAUAAAUGUGUUUGGUUUUUUGUUUGUUUGUUUGUUUGUUUUUUAGGUUCAAAGAAGCAUGGGAAGCUGGGUAGGAAGAAUUGCCACUUAAAGGUGACUAAUUGAACACUGUUUUGUUCCUAGCAAGGCUGAUCAAACAGAAAAAACCCAAAAUCUGGACCUAAACCUUUCAAACCCUUAUGCCUGGUAGUUUACACCUUUCCUUAUUUAAGAGACUAAAUGUAAAGUAACAUCUUGCUGGGGUGCCAGCUUUUAGUUAACAUUUGAACAGCAGCUGUAGAUCGUUUCUUCAAGCAAAUAGAUAUUCUCACAAAAAAAAAAAAAAAGAAAAAGAAAAGAAAACUAAACCAAAACCAACCCACCCAAAAGCAGAAAUUUAUAGACUAAUUGGGAAAAGAGAUAUGUUGUGCUCUGAAAAGCAAAUGCGAGCUAUCUGUUAGAUCACUGACUUGUGCUGUUGUGUUAUCUAACUGUGCUCUCCUGUUCAGGGAUUCAGGGAUGUGCUUAGCAGUAGUGCAGAGCACUCAGCCUCUUGCAGAAAGGGAUUUAUAUCUGGAUCUUACAAUGCAAAUAGCACGUAAGUAUGUGCUUACAGAUAUUGCAAGUUCUCUGCUGAAUAGAUAGGCUUUCUAUUAUGUUUUUAAUUAAACAUGUGUCUAAAUUUUCUCCUGAAUGGGUGUGAAGUAAAGAUAACUUACUUCAAGAUUUUACUGGAUUUUUAAAAAAUGCCCCGGAGUAGGAUUUCUGCAGAACUUACUUUUUUUCUUCCAAAUAAUUCUUUCUUGUGUAAAUCACUCUAUUGUGCCUGCUGCCUAAGCACAGUUUCAGUUAUUGUAUUAUUUUAUACAUGGCACUUUCACAACAGAUUUGGCAGCAUACAGAAGCAAUUCAGUGAAAACCCGUGAUUUCAUGGUGGGUUUUUCUUGAGUACAACAUUUGGUAUUCUGUUACAAUAUAGCAAAUGUAAAACUAACAUGGACAAGCUAAAAUACAUCCUAGGUUUGGACUAAACAGAAUCUAGUUUCUGUCUGCACUUCCCUAAUGCUGAGUGAGUUUCUGUUCAUGUAUUGACAGAACAACCAUACAUUUAGGUCUAUUAUGAAUACAGUAUGUGUUUGCACACAGUAAACUGAAGCAGUGAGUGUAGUACAAUUAUCUUAAAUGUAGUGAUUAUGUGCCUGCCUUUUCAGAAUUUCUGAAGCACUUGGCAUCUCUGUUUUGUAGUCUGGUAAAUAAAUACAAGCUUGGGUUUUUAAUUAUUUUUUUUUGUCCAACCCUGAGCACGUUGGAACUCAUAUUUAAAAGUUGUGCCUAGUUCUGAUUUUUUUUCCAGUGUGAAAUUUAAUAUACAUUCAUAGAGUUAUUCCUUUAGGUCCUUUUUGAACUUGCAGUUAUAGACCCCAGAUAUGAUGUUUUUAAAUACAAUUUGAUUGUCUUCCAUGAAAGAAAGCUGAGUUGAGAAUAAUGUAAUAAUCACAGCACAUUAGAUACUAGAAACUUACAAGCAAUGAUGUGUAUAUCUUUUCUUUUGGUAACAUCAUCUUUUAAUUACUAUUUAUUAUUCAUAUGGUGCCACUACAUUAUGUGAUGCUGUCCUGACUAUAUGAUGUGAUUUCAGAUUAAUAAAUAGGUGAAAGUCCAAAAGUAAGUCCUCAUUGCUUUUGAGAGUCAUUAACUGCUAUGACUUUUUUUUUAAAGUUAUGGUUAGAGCACUCUUCCAUCCAAGUGCUUUUUUAAUAUUUUGUCUAGAUUUUGGAAGUUUUGACAUCAUCAAACCAAUCUGAAAAAGUGCAUAAAUCCACCCAAUAGAUGUAGAGUAUGCUGAAGGGGUCCUCUGUUGUAAUAAAAAUAUUAAUGACACUGUAAUUAGAAAGGUAAACAACUUGCUUGCAUUUUUUAAACUUCAUGAAAUUGCAUCUUUUUUACUGCAAAGGACCAAUUAAGUCAUGCAUGUAGCUGUAUUCUUGUGAUAUCAACUGUAAAGAUUACAUUGUGUUUAAAUGAAAAUACCAGGCACACAUUUAAAAAGAAGACGAAGAAAUGUAAAUAUAUUUGAUUAAUAAAACAUUUCUAUUACCAUA
Messenger RNA from Phalacrocorax carbo (great cormorant), 6301 nucleotides. The record is from RefSeq and is a predicted model, not a curated record. Lineage: Eukaryota; Metazoa; Chordata; Aves; Suliformes; Phalacrocoracidae.